CUUGAUAGGGAAAGUGUAAUUAUAGCAUUGGAACUCUUUCCAGUUUAUCAUUAAAAUGUGUUGCCCUCGUGUAGAUCAUGGCGGGGUUGCUGUUAAGCGCCCACUUCGACACUCGGCUGCAGCGUCCAGCAUUCAGCCGCAGCUGCCUUCCCAGCCUUCAGCCUCGCCAUGCUUGACAUGAGCGACAACAUUCUCCGCGACCCCAGAGCGGCCCCGCCGUCUCGCAAACCUGCAUCGUGUUGUCUACAGAGACACGUUCACCACCGACCUAACAGUGCGCCGCCCUCAUUAUGGACGGCCUUUCAGGAGCAGCAAGCGUGAUAGCUGUCAUCGACAUAUCUGCUAAAGUCGCGUCGCUCUGCCUACAGUACUCGACCGAGGUCAAGCACGCAAAGGGCGACAUCGAGCGCCUCCAUCAAAAGGUUGGCGAAACCAAGAUUGUACUCGGGAAGCUCCAACAGCUUCUAGAUAAGCGGGGCAAGUCGCAGCUCCCUACCACUAACACGUUGUUAGGCCCGCUCCAAAGAUGUUUGGAGGAGUUAAAAGAACUCGAGGCUACCCUCCAAACCAAUCUCGAGCCUAGUGGGCCCCGUAAAGCAAUGCAGCGAUUCGGCCUACGAGCCUUGAAAUGGCCAUUAACAAGCAAGGAGGUGGAGAAGACGAUUCAGAACCUUGAGAAGUAUGGGCACACUUUCAGCCUGGCGCUCCAAGUCGAUCAGACAGUCCUUGUGGCUGAUAUAAGCCAACAGCUAGACCUGACGAAAUUGCCUGUCGCAAUAGGCGCUUCCUUCGAUUCGCAUGCCGACGAGCACAACGCACGGUGUUUGCCAGAAACACGCACUGAUCUACUGAAGACCAUUGCAGAUUGGGCAGACAACAAGGAUGGCAAAGCCAUAUUCUGGUUGUGCGGUAUGGCUGGCACAGGCAAGUCCACGAUCGCGCGGACUGCUGCUCAAUCUUUCAACAAGAACGGUCUGCUUGGGGCGAGUUUCUUCUUCAAGAAGGGCGAGGGCGAACGCGGCAAUGCCUCCCGCUUCUUUAGCACCAUCGCUACUGACCUAGUUGCCCGCGAGCCAGGCAUGCUCCCUAGUAUCCGGAAAGCUCUUGACGAAGAUUCGGCCUUGCCACACAAGGUAUUAAAAGAUCAAUUCGAGAAACUUAUACUCCAUCCGCUCUCAGGGAUGCAAAAAACACAUUCAGCUACUACUGCACGCGUAAUCGUCAUCGAUGCGCUAGAUGAAUGUGAGAGGGAAAACGACGUCCGAGUCAUACUUGAGCUCCUCACUCAGGCUAAGAACAUGCAGGCGGUACCAUUGCGAGUCUUGGUCACAAGCAGGCCAGAGCUCCACAUUCGUCUUGGCUUUCAAGAGAUGCCGAACGGGACAUACCAAGAUCUCGUCCUUCAUGAAGUUGCGAAGAACACCAUUGAACACGAUAUACGUCUAUUCUACGAGCAUGAACUUAAUGAGAUACGCCGAGCGCGCAGGCUGCGUCCAGACUGGCCGACAGGUGAUCAGAUCCAGGUGCUGGUUGAGCUAGCUGUGCCGCUAUUCAUUUUCGCUGCCACUGUGUGCCGAUACAUCGGCACAAAAGGAGGCGACCCAGAAGAGUACCUGGGAAAGGUGCUCAAGUAUGAAAAGUCAACCUUCUCCCAGCUUGAUCGAACCUAUCUCCCUAUCUUGGAGCAUUUGCUUGAUGAACAGGACGAAUAUGAGAGGGAAGCUUGGCUUCGGGCAUUUCGAAAAGUGGUGGGCAGCAUCGCCGUUCUAGAGAAUUCGUUGUCUAUCAUCUCACUUGCAAACCUCUUGCAGGUCCCGAAAAGAGAGCUAGAGUAUCGACUAGACGCUUUGCACUCCGUCCUUAGCGUUCCUGACAGUCAAGAUGUCCCUGUUCGGCUACUCCACUUGUCUUUCCGAGACUUCCUUGUUGAUCCCCAGAGACAGGACAAGAACCAAUUCUGGGUGGAUGCGAAGGAUACACACAAGAGCCUCGCGUCUUACUGUGUUGAGUUAAUGUCUGGGCCACAUGGCCUACGUCGGAACAUAUGCAACCUAUCAGGACCCGGAGCUCUAAGAAGUGAGAUCGACGAAGGGAUAAUCACUAGCAGUAUAUCACCUGAGCUGCAGUAUUCAUGUCGGUACUGGGUCGAUCAUCUCAAACAAAGUCAGCAAGAGAUAGCUGAUGGGGAUGCAACACAUGUCUUUCUCCAAAAGCAUUUCCUCUAUUGGCUCGAAACUAUGAGCCUUUUGAGAGAGUUAAGUAGAUGCGUUCACUUGCUUAACAUGCUUGAGACUCUUGUAAUUCCAUCAGCAAACAUGGUUUCCGCCUUCCUUCUGGAUGCUAUGCGAUUCGUACUGCGCUUUCAACCUAUAAUAGACGAUGCUCCACUACAGCUUUAUUCCUCUGCACUUAUGUUCGCACCGCAAACAAGCAUAAUACGAAAAGGUUUUAAGGACCUAGCUCCACGGGGGAUUAAGAUGGUGUCAAGGAGGGAAACGGACUGGGAUGCAUGCCGCAGCACGCUCGAGGGCCACUCCGGCUGGGUCAGCGCGGUGGCCUUCUCGCGAGACGGGAAGCUGGUGGCGUCCGCGUCGGGCGACAAGACGGUG
Messenger RNA from Paraphaeosphaeria sporulosa, 2609 nucleotides. RefSeq lists its product as uncharacterized. The record is from RefSeq and is a predicted model, not a curated record. Lineage: Eukaryota; Fungi; Ascomycota; Dothideomycetes; Pleosporales; Didymosphaeriaceae. The transcript is spliced from 3 exons. The annotation marks the transcript as partial. Gene Ontology annotation, molecular function: protein binding.